Messenger RNA from Ogataea philodendri, 915 nucleotides. RefSeq lists its product as uncharacterized. Lineage: Eukaryota; Fungi; Ascomycota; Pichiomycetes; Pichiales; Pichiaceae. Bases 1 to 915 code for a protein of 304 amino acids. Gene Ontology annotation, biological process: chromatin organization; regulation of DNA-templated transcription. The record is from RefSeq and is a predicted model, not a curated record. Gene Ontology annotation, cellular component: NuA4 histone acetyltransferase complex; nucleus; Rpd3S complex. The transcript has a single exon.
AUGUCUACGUUUGAGCUUGGGGACAAGGUGCUUGUGUAUCAAGGAGAACUGUUGUAUGAAGCCAAGAUUCUGAAAAUCUUCUAUCCUUUGUCCAAGAUCAUAAAAUCAAAUGAUGAAAAAUCCAAGGAAGUGAUAGAGACCGAGCCCGAUGCGAAGUUCCUGGACAAGUUUCGAGCUGCAAAAGCAUAUUUUGUUCAUUAUAAGGGAUGGAAACCAAAAUGGGAUGAGUGGGUGUUGUCUGACCGCAUGUUGGUGUACAAUAACGAGAAUUUGAUCAAACAGAAGGAGUUGGUGCAAAGCCAGAAAACAGCUGGAACUACAGUCCAGGAAACUCGACCCAAAGUCAAGCUGACAAUCAAAAGCACGCAGAAACAGUCAAGGAAUGGGUCAGCCGCUGUCUCUGACUCUUCAAAGAAGACAGAGCUCAAAAUACAAAUUCCUGGCACCAUCAAGUACGUUUUGGUGGACGAUUGGGAAAAUGUCACCAAAAAACGGCAGCUGGUCAAACUGCCGUCCAAAAACAAUGUAUCUAAGAUUCUCACUGCGUACCUGACGCAGCUGCAGCUGAAUGUGACCAAUGGAGACGAUCCGGAAUUGGACAACAAGCUGGAAACCGUGCGAAGUCUGCCGAUCUUCUUCAACAACGCUUUGGGCUCGCUCCUUCUUUAUCGCCACGAAAGAACGCAAUACAAAUCAAUACUCGACAGAUUUCCAGACGCAGAGAUGUGCCAAGUGUAUGGGCUGAACCAUCUGCUACGCUUGUGCUCCAUUUUGCCCAAUCUUGUUAUCCAAGCAAACAUGGACUCACAAAGCAUUUUGCUGAUACGAUCAUUCUUGGAAGACUUUUACCAGUUCUUAAGCGAUAACUUGAAAGAGCUUACUGAAGAGUACGAAAACGACUUACCAACCUAUUAA